Messenger RNA from Coprinopsis cinerea okayama7#130, 450 nucleotides. RefSeq lists its product as hypothetical. Lineage: Eukaryota; Fungi; Basidiomycota; Agaricomycetes; Agaricales; Psathyrellaceae. The transcript is spliced from 2 exons. Bases 1 to 450 code for a protein of 149 amino acids. The record is from RefSeq and is a predicted model, not a curated record.
AUGACUGACUGCUGCCUCACUCAGGCUGCGUACUGGCAGCUGCCCGACUUUCGGCCCCCCUCGCCCACGCUCUGCAGUCCAGAUGGGUGUAGGCCUACGAUCUUCAAGUCAAGGUCUAGCGUUCAAGCUCAAGGAAGAACAGCAGACGACUACCAAAUCCCAACGAAGCACUCACUUCGAAGGCUCGUACUUACAACUCGACAAAAAACCCACUUCGACUCCACCUUCGAGAUUUUUGUCUUUUGGUCUAUUCAGUGGUUGGAAUCUGGGGGUACGGUCCGCGUCAAGAAGGUUCGAAGUCGGAGAAACGAAGUAGGAAUAGACUCGGAAGUGUUGAGAAGGGGGGGACAGAAAGAAGUGUCAAGGAGUGGGCAGUCAAAGAAAGAAGUGUCAAGGAGUGCCAGUGGACCUAGAGAGGACUCGGGGCGAGGUAGAGGGCGAACUUCAUAG